UCAGAAGACCCCCCCCCCCCCGUUUGCUUAAUGGACAAGCAUUCUACGGUGGCGUCUUGUACUUUUCUAAAAUCGUUCUGAUUGGAUAGUUUGAAAAACACCUGUAACUGAUUGGUAGUCGACAAGAGCCUAUGAAAUUAUAGUUUGGGGGAAGUGGGCGGUACUCUGUAAAGUUGUUUAGUUUUCCCUUUGGUCCGACAUAACCAUUUAAAAACGCUAAGCCUCGGGAGUCACAUGUUUUAAUUCCUUUUGUGGUUGUUAGUAGAAGAACGGAGAGAUGUCUGGCCGUGGCAAAGGCGGGAAGGGGCUCGGGAAAGGAGGCGCCAAGAGGCACCGCAAGGUCCUCCGCGACAACAUCCAGGGCAUCACCAAGCCCGCCAUCCGCCGCCUGGCUCGCCGUGGGGGAGUCAAGCGCAUUUCGGGGCUCAUCUACGAGGAGACCCGCGGGGUGCUGAAGGUCUUCCUGGAGAACGUGAUCCGCGACGCCGUGACCUACACCGAGCACGCCAAGAGGAAGACCGUCACCGCCAUGGACGUGGUCUACGCCCUCAAGCGCCAGGGCCGAAGAUCUCCGCAGGGCGUUCAUCCCACAGAAGGCAGAUCUAGCAUGGCCCGUACCAAGCAGACCGCUCGCAAGUCCACCGGCGGGAAGGCGCCUCGCAAGCAGCUGGCUACUAAAGCCGCUCGCAAGAGUGCUCCGGCCACCGGGGGCGUGAAGAAACCCCACCGCUACCGGCCCGGGACCGUGGCCCUCCGGGAGAUCCGCCGCUACCAGAAGUCGACGGAGCUGCUGAUCCGCAAGCUGCCCUUCCAGCGCCUGGUGCGCGAGAUCGCGCAGGACUUCAAGACCGACCUGCGCUUCCAGAGCUCGGCCGUGAUGGCGCUGCAGGAGGCCAGCGAGGCCUACCUGGUGGGGCUCUUCGAGGACACCAACCUGUGCGCCAUCCACGCCAAGCGCGUCACCAUCAUGCCCAAGGACAUCCAGCUGGCCCGCCGCAUCCGCGGGGAGAGGGCUUAA
This is a messenger RNA of Eublepharis macularius, 1018 nucleotides long. RefSeq names its product histone H3-like. The coding region runs from base 278 to 1018 and encodes 246 amino acids. The record is from RefSeq and is a predicted model, not a curated record. Gene Ontology annotation, cellular component: nucleosome. NCBI's taxonomy places the organism in Eukaryota, Metazoa, Chordata, Lepidosauria, Squamata, Eublepharidae. The transcript has 4 exons. Gene Ontology annotation, molecular function: DNA binding; protein heterodimerization activity; structural constituent of chromatin.